AUGGUGCCACAUACAGUGCAAGGCAUUGUCCAGGGCACUGUCAUUGGCGCCCCAGAUAGUGCCUUGUACCGAAACAAUGGUGCCAUAGUGCCAAUUAAGCUAGAUGAGUCAACUGAGCUGACAAGAGUAAGAGUGCAGCCAACCCAGGAGGAAAUAAACAAGGAAAAAGAGGUUGCGGAGGAGACUGAGAAAGUGCAAGAGAAGGCAUUAGAAAAAGUGCCUAAGCAAGAUCUAAAUCAAGCCACAAAAAACGACCUCCAGCACCUUUCCGGCAGAGGUUGGCCAAAUAUCAGAAGGAUGAAUAGAAUAAAAAAAUUCAUGGAAAUGUUGAAGCACAUUCAGGUAAACAUUUCUCUAAUCGAUGCUUUAAGGGAAAGGCCCGGUUAUGCAAAACUAAUGAAGGACUUGAUGUCUCAUAAGUUUGACUUCCAAGACUUGACAACUCUCACAUUGACACAGACCUGUAGUGUUGCUGUUUCAAGACCUAUAACUGAGAAGAGAAGCUUCAUAAUUAUAUGCACCAUAGGUAGUUAUGCAUUUGCCAAGGCAUUGUGUGAUUUGGGAGCAAGUAUAAAUCUGAUGCCUUUGCCUAUCUAUAAAAGGUUAUACAUUGGAAGAGCAAGGCCCAUAUCCAUGUUACUACAACUAGCUGACCGAACGAUAAAAAGGCCAUCAGGUAUACUUGACAACGUACUUGUGCAAGUUAGAAAAUCAGUGUUUCCAGCAAAUUUUGUCAUUCUAUACUACAAAGUUGAUGAAGAGAUUCCCAUAAUUUUGGGAAGUUUGUUCUUGGCCAUAGGAGAGCUCUAA
Messenger RNA from Nicotiana tabacum (common tobacco), 810 nucleotides. Lineage: Eukaryota; Viridiplantae; Streptophyta; Magnoliopsida; Solanales; Solanaceae. The record is from RefSeq and is a predicted model, not a curated record.